Castor canadensis (American beaver) is the source of this 1377-nucleotide messenger RNA. It is a transcript of the gene Saxo1, whose product is annotated as stabilizer of axonemal microtubules 1. Gene Ontology annotation, cellular component: sperm flagellum; cytoskeleton; axonemal microtubule. Gene Ontology annotation, molecular function: microtubule binding. Lineage: Eukaryota; Metazoa; Chordata; Mammalia; Rodentia; Castoridae. The record is from RefSeq and is a predicted model, not a curated record.
CACUGUCCACACCUCUCUACUAAGAUUUACGAUAAAAUAGAGAAACCAUGUCUUCUCUCCGAAUACACCGAGAACUACCCUACCUAUCACUCUUUCCUGCCCAGAGAGUCCUUCAAACCGAAGCUGGAGUAUAAGAGGGGAUCCAUACCAAUGGAAGGCCUGACCACAUCAAGGAGAGAUUUUGGGCUUCACAAAGUAGUACCAGUGAAAUUACACCAGCAUGACAAAUUCAUUCCAAGGGAAGAAAAUAUGGAAUUGCUCACGACAUAUAGACAAGAUUACAAUCCGUACCCUGUAUGUCGAGUGGACCCCAUCAAACCUCGGGACAGUAAAUAUCCAUGUGGUGACAAGAUGGAGAGUUUGCCUACUUACAAAGCUGAUUAUUUACCUUGGAACCAACCAAGACGAGAGCCGCUUCGUCCACCACAUAACUACCGGCCCGCGUCUAACAAGUUUGAUAAUAGAACCACACACCAGGAUGACUACUCCAUGAAGGGCCUUGUGAAUACCAUGAGCUGCAAACCUCCCAUGCCAAAGCUCUGCAACAUCCCCUUGGAAGACCUGACUAACUACAAGAUGAGCUAUGUGACCCACCCUCUGGAGAAGCGCUUUGUGCAUGAGGCUGACAAGUUUAGACCCUGUGAAAUCCCCUUUGAGAGCCUCACCACUCACAAAGAGUCAUACCGGGGGCUAAUUGGGGAGCCUGCCAAGAGCCUGAAACCACUAUCCAGGCCCCCAGGGCUAGAUAUACCUUUCUUUAACACCACUGAGUUUCGAGAUAAGUACCAAGCUUGGCCAACACCCCAGGUGUUCUCCAGGGCUCCCAUCACUUAUGCCCCUCCUGAAGAGAAGAUGGAUUUUCUGACAACUGUGCAAGCACAUUACACAUACCCUAAGGGUUCCCCUGCUCAGUCCUGCUGGCCAGUACUCCCCAUUAAGAAGAGCUGCCUCUUCGAAGGCUCCACCACCACCAAGGAUGACUAUAAGCAGUGGGACAGCAUGCGCACAGAGCCGGUGAAGCCUGUUCCCCAGCUGAAUUUUCCUGCUGAGCCUUUGGACUGUCUGACUACCACUCAGGCCCACUAUGUGCCCCACCCACCUAGCAAUACCAAAAGCUGUAAGCCCCCUUGGUCUGGCCCUCGAGGAAAUAUCCCUGUAGAGGCCCAGACUACCUACUCCAUCAGCUUCACUCCCAAGGAAAUGCGCAGGUGCCCAGCCUCAUACCCUGAACCCCCUGGCUACAUCUUUGAGGAAGUGGAUCCUUUGGGGCACAGAAUAUAUAGGGCUGUUUCCCAGGUAGGAUCUCAGAGGAACAGCCAUCUUCCCAUAGAUGAUGCAGAAAACCCUAAGCAGAGGGAGCUGGCAGUGUCAGCCUAA